Sphenostylis stenocarpa is the source of this 423-nucleotide messenger RNA. Lineage: Eukaryota; Viridiplantae; Streptophyta; Magnoliopsida; Fabales; Fabaceae. The record is from the annotation of a GenBank genome assembly.
AUGAAAAAGCAUGAACCUGGAAUCUACAGAGGAAAGGAAAAAAUUCAAGCUGAUCUUGAAGAACUUCAACAUUGUCUAGAGGAUUUUCACCAAGUACAUAUUCAUCUAACAGAAAAUGUAACUCCCAAGGCUCAUUUUGGGCAUGCUUCAUUUGCUCUACUAUUCUUUUUCGGGCACAUUUGGCAUGGUGCUAGAACUUUGUUCAGAGAUGUUUUUGCUGGUAUCGACCCAGAUUUAGAUGCUCAAGUAGAAUUUGGAACAUUCCAAAAACUUGGAGAUCCAACUACAAGAAGACAGGAGGAUGGAGAAGAAGUUAGGGAAGGAGAAAAAGUUAAGAAUGAAGAACAAGUUGGGGAAGGAGAAAAGUUAAGGAUGGAGAACAAGUUAGGGAAGGAGAAGAAGAAGUUAAGGUUGGAGAAGUAG